AUGAAGAACAUCCUGGGCCUCGUGCAGUCUGCGACGUGCCGCAUCGACGUCGCGUUCAAGGACGCCGAUGGCGCCGCAGACUACAAGAAGACCGCCGUGGUGAAGGGCAAGGGCACUGAAACUGAGGAGCUGCCGCUGUACACAAAUCACGACAGCAUCUUUGGCGAGGUGCGCGUGACGCCUCUGACCACCAAGCGCGUGGAGCACAACGGCGUGAGGGUGCAGCUGAUUGGGCAGAUCGAGCUGGCCUCUGAGCGGGGCACGUACCACGAUUUCGUAGCGCUCGUGCGGGAGCUGUCGCCGCCGGGGGACAUCGCGUCGGCAGCAUCGCGGCCGCUGCCGUUUGAGUUCCGCAACGUGGAGAUGGGUUAUGACUCAUACCGGGGGCUGCAGGUCCGCUGCAGGUACCUGCUGCGCGUGACCGUCAGCGGCAAGGGCAUGGUCGCAGACACCAGGAAGGACUUCCCCUUUUGGGUGCGCAACUAUGACGUGGCGGCAGAGGAGGCGCCCCCAAUCAAGGGGCCCAACCACGCCGGCGCCAGCUGUGCAGCCGCCCUCCCCCCCUGA
Monoraphidium neglectum is the source of this 567-nucleotide messenger RNA. RefSeq lists its product as hypothetical. Gene Ontology annotation, cellular component: retromer complex; endosome. Lineage: Eukaryota; Viridiplantae; Chlorophyta; Chlorophyceae; Sphaeropleales; Selenastraceae. The transcript has 5 exons. Gene Ontology annotation, biological process: retrograde transport, endosome to Golgi; intracellular protein transport. The record is from RefSeq and is a predicted model, not a curated record. Bases 1 to 567 code for a protein of 188 amino acids.